Messenger RNA from Trichoplusia ni (cabbage looper), 5512 nucleotides. RefSeq names its product mucin-5AC. The record is from RefSeq and is a predicted model, not a curated record. NCBI's taxonomy places the organism in Eukaryota, Metazoa, Arthropoda, Insecta, Lepidoptera, Noctuidae. Gene Ontology annotation, molecular function: serine-type endopeptidase inhibitor activity. The coding region runs from base 683 to 5152 and encodes 1489 amino acids. The transcript has 5 exons.
AUUGUUUACUACUAAUGAGCGCUUUACAUGUUAGGACCGUUGUAACAGGAUCGGUGUUAAAGAUCAAGACCGUAUCACGCAACUAACAGUUAAGAAUAUAAUAAAAUUAAUGUAACACUAAACUCCCGUUUCAAUUGCAACUGAAUCGCAUAUUUGGGCAACAAUCUAUUUUCGUCAGCCUCCAAGCUCAUUACGUGCGACAUUACGCGGUCACUGACGUUUUGAAUGAACGAGUACAUUUUUGCGGUAAGGUGUAACUUGUGUAUAAGAGAGAUUGCACGGCUAACCUCGACUUGAGUCUGGAUUGUCUGGGAGCUAACACAGAUACGCCACCGGCACCGUGAUAAAUCGGUCUCUGUCUCGAGGGAGCCGGAGAAUAACCGAAAGUAGAGUGAUAGCCGGAGGGGGCACUGGCGCAGCCUGCCGCCGCUCUCGCAGUGUGUUGCCGCCUUUACUCGCCGGAGCCCGCGCGCGCGACCGACCACGCUCCCGCCGAACGAACGCGUGACAAUCAACGCUUCCAAUUUUAAAAUAUAACGAUAAAAAAAAUAACCGGGAAUUUUAAUUCGUGAUUAAUGUUCUAAAGUUAAAAUGCUCUAAUGAAAUAGUAGCAUUCAAGUUUACAGCGACCGAUCGAGUUAUUACCGGUCGAUAUCGUGGCUGUCUAAAGCUUUCCAGGUGCAUGCUGAGUGUAUGGGAGGAUAAAAUGCGAGCUCUACUCUGUUUGCUGCUCGCUGCCAGCUGCCAUGCAGCUGACAAAAAUGAUAAUAGGCGCAACAAGCUGCCGUUUAUUGCCGACGCUGUCGGAAACUCGUUGCCACGUCCAUCGAGCGUGCCAGCUACUGUUGGCAGUCCCGUAAACUUACUGACACCCGACCGCUAUGAGUUUUACACCUUCGACGAAUCCGGAGAACUCGUCAAAAGAUUAAUGACACUUGAAGAAAUCCAAGCUAUUGUAGCUGCAGGAGAAGAAGCUGAAGGCUUGGUCACUUUUGCCAAUGAAAACCAACCAACCGUUUCCUUUAACAUGAAUCAACCUCCCUAUACAAAAGUUCAUAGCGUUGUUACAAAUGUUCAAAAUGUUCUGAAAGCUCAAAUGGAAGCUCACAAGAACAAACCACAAAUGCGACCCACGUUGGACACACCGGACGUCUCAGACUCUUGGAGUUUAAUUUUGCCAUCAAUCUUUGGUAACACUGGCGUUGACAUCGUCUUUGAUAAAAAUUCUGGAUCAGUUACUCCACCCGAAACAGACACAUAUGAAAACAGCAACAGUGCAGAAGAUGAGACUUCACUAAGCAAAGAAGGCAGCAAUGAAGUAAUCAGUAGUUCGACGACUACUGUUCAAGAGAAACAUGCAGUAACUGAGAAGUUACCUGUAAAGGUGGAAAAUAAAGAAAUACCAACAACACCUCGCACAACAACAACUACUACUACUACAACUACUACCACAACUCCUAAACCAACAACUACGACUCGGAAACCAACAAACACAACUCCUAGAGCUACUACUACAACUCGCAAAUCGACUACAACUACAACUCACAAGCCUACUACAAUUACUCAAAGACCCACCAGAACCACUCCAAGACCAACAACAACAACAAGGGCUCCUACAACCACGACAACAACUACAAAAAAAGCAAUCGUUACCUCAACAACUACGACACAACAACCAACAACUGCUAGCACUACAAAUAAACCAAGUACAACAAAACUGCCGCUGGUUAAAAUCACCAAUAAGCCUCAAACCACUACAACUUCUAAACCAACCACUGUUAAACCGGUGUUACAAACAUCAACUACUAAAUCAGAACAGUCAACAAAAAAAGAGAGCGUUAGCUUUGUAAGUAACCAAGAUUCAGAAGAAAUCAAAGUUCAAUCGAACGCUAACGACGUUUCUGCUACCGAGAAAACUGAAACUCAAUUUGAAAAAAUAAGCACCUUUAUUCCAGUGUCAACAGUAAAUUAUAUUACUGAACGUAUUUCACCGAAACCAGAAGUAACAACUAAGUCACCAAUCAUAGUGAGCACAACUAAGAGAUCUGUUGUCACUACUACAACUACUACAAAAGCACCGACAACAGAAGCAACCAAAACUCCAGCGCUGGCAACUACAAGUAGCCCAGUCAUAAGCACAUCAAACUACAUUUUAAGUACUGUGAAAGAAAGCGAAAAUGAUAAAAUAAAUGUGACAACAAUAACUACGCAAUCCGUUUCUCCGUCGACAACUAUAUCAUCCACAGAAUUUGUAUCAAAUGCUGAUGUAAAUGACCUGGGAAAUCAAUCUAAUGACGAGGAAAAUGAAAACGACAAAGACGAUGAAACUUUACUUCCAUUGUUCGAUGUUGCUCAAAGUAUAAGCCAAAUAGCUUCGGAUCUUGGUGGAAGUUACCAACCGAUACCAACAACAAGUAACUUAUUAGAUACUACGAAGGUAAAUUUAUUGGACUUAGAAAGCAAGGAAGUUUUAGAUAUGGAUAUACCAUCCGGCCCUGGCAAUGAAACAGCCAAUGAUAAUACACCGACUUCUAACGCUACUGAUGAUAAUAAUACUGAUAACUUCAUAAAGAUAACUACUUUUGAUCCACAUGUCAAAACUGAAAAUACUAACAACGAAGAAAGAGAAUCAGUAAUCAAAGGUGCAGAAAAGGAAAAAGAGGAAACAAAAGAAACUAUUGUUCAAAACCAAGACGACAAAGAAAAAGAUUCAGCACAAAAUACGGAAGGAGCUCAAAACAAUAAUUUAAUUAUAAACAACAUUAAACAAGUCGAAUUCUUGACCUCACCUGCUGCUUCUGAGGCAACUACUAUUGACCCAGUAUUAUCGGAGUCAAUGGGCGACUUAUUAUCUCAAGUAGUUAACGAGGCUCCUCAAUCCAUGGUCAAUUCUAAUCAGAAUACUAAAGAAAACGCAAAAACUACAACUACCGAGAAAAACAUCGAGGUCUCUACUCCAGAAAGUUUAGAAUCUACAUCUGAGGUGUCUAACAAAGUUAAAAAAGAGACCUCAAAAGAAGAAGUAGCUAAUGAAGAGACAGAUAAAAUCAUAACACCAGUAAAACCUGAUAAUGUGAACCUUACUGCUGACACGACGGCUGUGAGUACAGAGGAAAAAGAGGCGGAACCAUUAAAUAAUACAAAAUCAGAUGUUAUAGAAAACCCAAAUGACGUUAGAGUUGCUGAUACUAAUAAAAUUGAAGAUUCAAACCAAAACUUUGUGCAGAUCUCAGUUUCGUCUAACAAAGAUGCUGAAAAAGUUAAUGUUACAAAUGAGUCUAAAAUCAGUCCUGAGGUGGCACAACCUGAAACACCUACUGAAAUACUAGACAUCAUGAAGCAAGAGCCAACGAAAGAUGAAAUUUAUUCCAAAAAUGGAAAUAAAACGACAGUCAAACCAAAGGAAACGAACCAAUUUGAAAGCGUAGAUACCAUAAAAAAGCCUGAAGACACAACUACAUCUACCACUACUGCAGCUCCAAUAAAAAUAACGCAGUCAAAAUUAAACAAAAUUAAUUUGGGUGACAAAACUAAUAAAAAUACGGAACCACUGCCAAAAGUAGAUGACUUCAAAAAGAAAAUACAAAAGGUGAAUGAUGAGGAGGAACUCGUUAGUGAGCGUAAUAAUUCAUGGAAACUAAUCCCAACUCUUUCUCCACCAAAAGUUAAUGAAAUACCGAAAGACAAGGUUAAGUCAGACAACCAGUUUAAUCCCGAUUCCGUUGAAAACAAAGAUGUCGUACUCGAAUUUUCUACUGAAAAUCAGGGUCUGGAAGUAACUACUAGAGAUUUGGGAGAGGAUGUUACCCGUUUUUCAGAGCUUUCUAACGAAUUAGCAUUUAGAUUUUGGAAUGUCAUGGUCGAUGAAAUUGAUAAAAGGAGAAGUUUUGUCUUGUCACCUUACUCAGUAUUUUCUAUGCUAGCUAUGAUAUUCAUGGGAGCACGGGGCGCCACCUCCGGAGAAAUGAAUGAAAUUCUUAAAUUGGAUGACAUGGUAACGUUCAACCCACAUUUCACGUUGAAAAAUAUCUCUGAUUCAAUUGAAACGACACCAGAAUCAGGAGUUGCAAUUUCUGCAUUCAUAAGAGAACUCUACAGUGAUAGAAAUAAGGGCAAAAUUCUAACCUUCUACAAAGAACGAGCUCAGCAUUUUUACAAUGGUCAUGUUGAAGAAAUCAACUUUAAAUUGAUCAGCGACAUUAUCAGAAGAAGGACAAACUUACUAGUUAAGAGGUACACAUGGGGCAAGAUUCCAGAAUACAUGAAAACAAAUAACAUUGUUAUGCAACCACCGUUAGCUGCAUUUACGGCAAACAUUUUCCAGACUGACUGCUCGGGAACAUCAGUGGAUGGCAGAGAUGGUGAAAUGUACUUCGUGGUCUCCCCGAACGUUCGUCAGAGGCGCCUUGUUCCUGUGCCAGCCGUCGUAUACAAGAGCGGAUUCCUAGCUGGCUAUGAUCCAGCCUUGGACGCAACUGUAGCAGCAUUAGGAAACACCAACACAGUUGUUAGCACACUGUUCUUAAUGCCUGGCCAGCAAGGCAAUGUCGUUCACGCCGAUGAUUUAGAAAAACUUGAAGAGCGGCUCCUAGAUGCUAUCCCAACUACACCAACAUGGAACCGAGUGUUACGCUCUCUUCUCCCUAGAACUGGUUUAGAACUACAAAUCCCAAGAUUCUCACACAAGUCAACCUUCAACAUCUCGUCGAGCCUAAGAAAAAUGGGAUUGAAGGACUUAUUUGAUGGCGAUCAUGCUGAUCUAGGAGGCUUAAACGGACCUUCAAAAGAUUUGUAUUUAUCAGAUAUGGUUCAAUUGAACACUUUCGUUACUUGCGGAGAAGGUGCAGUGGGAGAACAGCAUCACAUGGAGGAGUACCCUGAUACCUUAAGUGUUUCUCAGAGGCGUCGCACCAGGUGGCUUAAUGAUUGGGACGAACCGAGAGACUACCAGAGAGCAUUCCAUGACCCGCACGAUGUCGGUGAUGCGAUGCACUUGCCGCUUCACCUGCGGCCGAGGCAGGCGCGCGUGCCGGCCAGGAGCUCCCAGCCGGCGCGGCUAAAGUUUGACCGACCUUUUCUAUACUUCGUAAGGCACAAUCCAUCUGGAAUGAUUCUGUACUUCGGCCGAUUCAACCCUCGGCUUCUCCCUUGAAGACCCAACAAAGACUGUUAGCUUAGAUUAAAUAACAUUCCUAAAAGGAAAGUGAUAGGGGAAUACUGGUGCGUGUGAUAAUGAAAGUUGUUCUAUGAGCAUUUACGUGACAGUAUUAAUAAGUGUAUAAGCACGGAGUAAGCUCGUUAAACGGUACAAUAAGCAUUGUAUGGCUCGACGUACUUCUGCUCUGUCUCAUAUCAUGUGUGUAUAAAGAAUGCUAAUGAUGAAUUAUUGUUGAAUGUAUGCAUAUAUUGUAGUUAAUCAUUAAGUAGUGUAAUUAGGUAAGUUGGCGAGGAAUAUUGUCAUUUCAUCGUCUUAAUAGUUUCAAUAUUAGAAUAAAUGCGAUGUUUCUAGUAA